AUGGUUCAUGCAGCUGUUCUUAGUAAAAAAUUACACUUUGCUUUUAAAGCAGUUGAAAUUAUAGAAGCAUAUGAAGGGACACUAGAAGAUGAUUUUCCUCCUGAUAAUGAAUGUUGUGAACAUGGGGAAAUGCUUUUGUAUAAGUUGUCUAUAAGUUUUGUGUGUAUUGGAGCUGUUACUGGCUAUUUAUGUUUCAGGUUUUUCCCCACCUAUUCUUGUGAUUUUUUGCUAGAAGAAUCGGGUUCUAUUGAGAGAGCUCUUGAUGAGUUGCAUAAGAAAGAGCCAAAAAUAGUUGAUAAAUUGGCUUUUAAAGAACAAGAGGUUUCUCUUUUAGUAAAGCUUGGUCACUUUGAAGAAGGUGCCACUUUGUUCAAGGCUCUACUUUCUAUGAAUCCUGACAAUUACGGAUACUAUGAAGGCCUUCACAAGUGUGUUGGGCUCUAUUCUGAAAAUGGUCAGUAUUCACCCGACUAAAUUGAACAGUUGGAUUCGUU
This is a messenger RNA of Humulus lupulus (European hop), 494 nucleotides long. Its product is annotated as N-terminal acetyltransferase A complex auxiliary subunit NAA15-like. Gene Ontology annotation, molecular function: protein-N-terminal amino-acid acetyltransferase activity. Lineage: Eukaryota; Viridiplantae; Streptophyta; Magnoliopsida; Rosales; Cannabaceae. The transcript has 6 exons. Gene Ontology annotation, biological process: N-terminal peptidyl-methionine acetylation. The record is from RefSeq and is a predicted model, not a curated record. The coding region runs from base 1 to 474 and encodes 157 amino acids. Gene Ontology annotation, cellular component: cytoplasm.